AUGUCCAACCCCAGAACCCGCCUCCAGUCCCUCACCUCUCACUUCCUCCCUUCCUCUUCAUCCCCCACAGUCCCGUCCUCCAAUACGCCCAUCCCGCCAAAAGAACCACACAUCCACACUCUCUCCCCAACAUUUUUCCUACCCCGAGCCGCCGAAAUCGAGCCGGAUGCAGAAGCUAUAUUCCAUGUAACAGCUAAUGGCAAGACGCUGAGAAGGAGUUAUGCGGAGUUUGCUGAUCGGGCGAGGGGGUUGGCGUACUUUCUAAUCAAGCAUGGAUUUAAGAGGGUGGGGAUUUUGGCGCCGAAUACGCCAGCGUUUUUGGAGAGUAUCUUUGGGAUUGCGGCUGCGGGGGGCGUCAAUGUAGCGGUGAAUUAUCGACUCAAAACGGAAGAUAUUUCCUACAUCUUCUCCUUCGGCGAAGUAGACAGCAUCAUAGUCGAUGAAGAGUAUCUCCCUCUCCUCUCAGACUUUCGCUCUCAGCAUCCAAAAGUACCAUUCAUAAUUGAUACGGACACCGACGCUACAGAAGGACAACUCUCUGGUCCUUUCGAUGAAGCCGUACUCGAAGGUUUGAAGUAUGAUGCCGAACUUGGGAAGCAUGGUUGGGCUGGUCUAAAGGCCCAAGCAGAUGAUGAGAAUGGCACUAUCGCAAUCCCAUUCACAAGUGGGACCACAGCGAAGCCAAAAGGUGUCGUGUACACACAUCGAGGCGCUUAUUUGGCAGCCAUGGGAAACGUGAUCGAGAGUGGUCUGAACUAUCACUCUGGCCGCUGUGGCUAUCUCUGGACAUUGCCCAUGUUUCACGCCAUGGGUUGGACGUUCCCCUGGUCUGUAACCGCUGUCCGAGGUACGCACUUCUGCUUGCGUAAAAUCGACUAUCCCCUCAUCUGGAAACUCCUCAAAGAAGAGAAUAUCACGCAUUUCAACGCCGCCCCAACAGUCAACACACUCCUCUGUGCCUCGAAAGACGCAGUCAAGCUCGAAAAUCCAGUCCGAGUCACAGUCGCUGCGUCUCCACCGACAGCGCACCUUUUCGAGCAAAUGACAAACCUGAAUCUAAUGCCCGUCCACGUCUAUGGUCUCACGGAGACCUACGGCCCGAUCACGAAAGGGUAUCACAUGCCCAUCUGGGAAACCCUCCCCAUCAAAGAGAAGUACGCGCGAAUGGCACGCCAGGGCCAUGGCUUCAUCACCGGCCUUCCCAUACGCAUUGUCAAGACUGAACAACCAGAAGGUGUGCUUAUCGAUGUCGCGAAAGACGGGAAAGAGAUCGGCGAAAUCAUUUUCUUUGGGAAUAUCUGCGCCAAGGAGUAUCUGAAGGACCCUGAAGCGACGAGGAAAUUGUUUGCGGGUGGAGGGUUGCACUCGGGGGAUUUAGCGGUGUGGCAUGAGGACGGGAGUGCACAGAUUUUGGACAGGGCGAAGGAUAUUAUUAUUUCUGGCGGCGAGAACAUCUCCUCAGUUGCUCUCGAGUCCAUGCUCGUCCAGCAUCCCGACGUGCUCGAAGCAGGCGUUGUCUCAGUCGCCGAUUCGCACUGGGGCGAGCGUCCCAAAGCCUUCAUCACAGUACAAGACGGUAAGCAGAUGAAAGGCGAGGAUCUAAUUGAGUGGGCCAAGCAUGAGAGUGCGAUCAGUAAAUUCAUGGUUCCGAGGGAAGUCGAAGUCGUGCAGGAAUUGCCGAAGACAAGUACGGGAAAGUUGAAGAAGAAUGUACUGAGGAUGUGGGCCAAGGGUGACUAUAGUGAGAAGUGA
This is a messenger RNA of Cadophora gregata, 1752 nucleotides long. RefSeq lists its product as uncharacterized. The coding region runs from base 1 to 1752 and encodes 583 amino acids. The record is from RefSeq and is a predicted model, not a curated record. Lineage: Eukaryota; Fungi; Ascomycota; Leotiomycetes; Helotiales; Ploettnerulaceae. The transcript is spliced from 3 exons.